AUGAGACGGAUAGAUUCACUUAUGCUUUUUGACAAUCGGAUAAUACUCCAUUAUCCUAAAGAACCAGUCACUUUACUUUCUAGAAUAGGUAGAAAAUAUCACAUAGCUUAUGAAAAAUAAUAAAUUUAUCUUGUGAAGCAAAUAAAUAAUAAAGUUGAGAAAUAAGUCGGCGGGACGUUUGUAAUAGAUCUUUUGGAUCAAGGCCAAAUUUUUAAUACAACUAUUCAUCUCAAGAAAAUAAACUACUGCACUGGAAGGGAAGGGAAGAGGAGAGGAAACGAAACAAACUCUGAGCUAUUGGACUAAGUAUUAGAGAAUAGAUAUGACUAAAAAAUGAGAGUGCAUCUCGGAAGCAAUUUCUAGAAGAAAAAAGAAGAUCAAGUAUUGUUUGGAGUUAGAGACAAAGAAAAGUCUUGGAACUAGAGAAGACAAGUUAGCCAAAAGACGAAUAUUGAUAAUCAACAAGUACGCUUAAUAGAUUUUCAUGAUGAAGUUUGA
Molecule: messenger RNA, 498 nt
Organism: Stylonychia lemnae
Lineage: Eukaryota; Ciliophora; Spirotrichea; Sporadotrichida; Oxytrichidae
Source: the annotation of a GenBank genome assembly